Messenger RNA from Leptomonas pyrrhocoris, 3071 nucleotides. RefSeq names its product putative mitochondrial chaperone protein DNAj. The record is from RefSeq and is a predicted model, not a curated record. The transcript has a single exon. Bases 360 to 3071 code for a protein of 903 amino acids. NCBI's taxonomy places the organism in Eukaryota, Euglenozoa, Kinetoplastea, Trypanosomatida, Trypanosomatidae.
AGUGCGUCACUCCAUGUCUUCGUUGGCAGUGGGUGCUACGUUGAACUAUUCUGCUUUCUCCCUUUCCUCUCUGUGAUCUGGCUAUCAUCACCAGCAGCCGUCCACGCAAGAGACUACGGGCAGGUUCUGGCAAAGCAAACUCAAAGAGAAGACAAACACGAAGUAGCUAUUACAGGCGCUCCCGGAUGGUUACUGCACAUUUGGCUUUUCAGUGAAUCGCUCAAGUGAGAACCCACACAAAAAGGACUUACUGCUUCGGUACGGAGAGUGGAAGCUAACACACGACGAUUUAACGCUGCAGCUCUGAAACAUCAAAAAAGAAAAAGAGCGCAGUGGAGAAGAGGAGGGCUGCAGGUGCAAUGUGGCGUACACCAGCGUAUCGUAGCGUGCUCGGGCACCUCUUCCUCGAGUCUGUCGUGCAGAGAGGCGGCUCAAGCGCUAUCACUCGUGCAUCAGCCACAGAUGUCUGCGCAACAUCAAAGCGCGCCUACGUCGCAAACGGAAGCACCGCCACUUCCUCCUCUUCACCCGGUCCCACACGCGGCGCCGGCAACGACUACUACAACCAGUCCAAGGAAGAUGAAGAAGAUAAGGUGCUCGAGGAGGAGGAGUUCGCCGCACUGCGCGACGCGGCCGGGGACGAGUUUAUGCCCCUCACCCACCGACUGGCGCACAAAGCAGACGCCCUCGACGCCGACCUGCGCCGCCUUCGCUACGUCCUUUGCGAUCGGCCGCAGUUUCUGGCGGACACGGUCCCUGCUACCUUUUCUGGGCGUCCCACGCACAUGAAGCGGGUGCUCGACCUUCUUCGGAAGGACGCCGCCGGCGACGCGGAGCAGCGCACGUCCGCCGCUUCGCGCGGCAUCAAGGCAGCGUUUUCUUCGUCCUCCUUAAGCGCAAACGUCGAAUCCGCCCUCCGGGCGUCAGCGUACAUCUCCUGGACAGGUACCUCUGCGCCUGUCGUGCGAUGGCUGUGCUUGCGCUUGUUGUGGCCGCGGUCGAAGUCCGGCGCGUCCGCCGCGCACGGCACGGAGCUGGUGACCGUGCAGGGUGAUCUCGACUACCUGCGACGUGUGCGCGCUCUUCAUCAGUUAAACUACUACAGUCGUCUAAAUCUUACCCCGAAGCGUCAUAUUGGGCACGCACUCUACCAAAUCAUGUGGAACUUCGUGAUUGCGGCGCAGAACGCGUGUGGCUGCGUAGUGUACGGUGUCCUACGUGGGGUGAAGGAGCAUGGCAUGCUGAAAGGGAUCUGCACCGGUGUGCUGUCUGGAGUGGUGAAAGGGCUCGCCUUCUUGAGCUACGGCUGGGUGCUGUCGCCCGUCCUCCACCUCUCCCGUGGCCUGUCCAACUCCUUCUACGGUCCGCUAAAUGCGCUCUCCGGGAGGUACGUGUUUGACGCCACGAGCGGACGGUGGAUGCGCUGCACUGUGGCCGACAGCUGUCUUUUCCGCCACGAGCUGCAGCGCGAGAAACGUGUCCUGCGCACCAUCGGCCGCGCUGAGUUCCGCCGCAAGCGCAUGAAGGCAGAGAGCAAGUGGGCGAAUCGGAUGGCUUCCAUGGGCUUCAGCGUGGAGAUGCUGGCGGAGAAGUUCAUGCCCGGCAAGAAAGACUGCAGCGGUGGCGGUGCCGAGGAGAAGCUCCGCAACCCCUACGAUGUUUUGCAGGUGCGUCGCACCGCCUCCCCGCAGGAGAUCAAGAAGCAGUACAAGAAGCUGGCGAUGGUCUUCCACCCGGAUGUGGCGCAGGGCCGGCUAGGGCGAGCGUCGUCCGCGGAGGAGAAAGCCGCUGCGCAACGCAACUUCGAAGAAAUCUCGAGCGCCUAUCAAAUCCUGUCGAACCCGGAGAAGCGGAAGGCAUACGACAUGGGCGGUGCGCAGGGGGUGCAUUUGCACGAAACGAAGUACGGCAAGUUCAUGUCGCGGACACCGGAGGAGAUGGUCCAGAGCGUCUUCGGCGGGGAGGGCUUCCGUCGGAUGCUCGUCGGCGAGCUGCUCCGCUCGCAUUGGGCGCUGCGGUACGAGGCGCAGGUGAGCGUGUCGCUGCACGAGCUGGAGGAACUGCAGUCCAUUCGUGUUCGACAGCUCGCGAUGGAACUCGCCGCGAUGGCCGACGUGCACGCGCGGCGGCCGGCCUCUCCGUACUACAAAGGCACUGCUGCCACUGCCGCUGGAGCUGGUAGCAGCAGUAGUAUGCCCCCGCCACACCGACGAAGCGCCUCCUUGCACGGCAGUGCCAGCAGCAGCCUCCCAGAUUACUUAAAGAGCGGGAAAGCAAAGGUCAGAGGCGGUGGCGCCGCGGCUGGCCAUCGCGAACGUCACGCUGUCGCCGCUGGGGCAGAAGGCCGAGGAAUGGAGAAGGAGAUGCAUAACUCCAUAAUGGAGGAGCUCGGCGCCGGUCGUGAGGGUGCCUCUUCGUCCUCUGCCGCUCCUAGCUUCAGCGGGAAGAAGAGUAAUGCAGCUGGUGCUGCCACCUCAGCGGAGGCCACCCCAGCUGAUCCGUCGGUGGCUUCGCCCUUUCGUCUUCGACCAGGCAGCAAUGCGUACAACUGCUUCUCGCAAGACUUCGAGGAUCGGUGCGACCGGUUUGUGCGCCACAUGGCGGACGCGUGCUUUGGCAAGCAACUCCUCUACGAGGUCGGGGAGGCGUACGUGGUGAACGCGCAGCGCUUCCUCGGUAUUCGACCUUUCUACUCCUCGAAGGCGCUCGUGACGCGGAAGGUUUUCUCCGGCAUGGAUCGCGUCUUUGAAGCCUUCAAGGAUAAGACGAAGUUGGACAAACAACAGGUGGCGCGUAAGGUGGUGGCGGAGUACUUCAACAUGGAGUACGACUCCGUCGUCGCGGAUAUUCAUCUGGCGCUUCGCUAUGCGCUUCAGAUGGUGUUGCAAGACUCUGUUGAGUCGGAGGAAGUGCGGCGGAAGCGGUGUUAUGCUGUGUGGAUGCUCGGCGAGAAGAUGAUGACGGUCGGCGAGAAGUGGACCUCGCGUCUUUCGAAGGACGAGGACCUGGCUACGUACAUUCAGCAGGCCGCGAACUCCGUCGCAACAACAAGCAAACCUCCCGCAUUUUAG